Messenger RNA from Dunckerocampus dactyliophorus (ringed pipefish), 5980 nucleotides. RefSeq names its product carboxymethylenebutenolidase homolog (Pseudomonas) (gene cmbl). Gene Ontology annotation, molecular function: hydrolase activity. The record is from RefSeq and is a predicted model, not a curated record. The coding region runs from base 226 to 1050 and encodes 274 amino acids. NCBI's taxonomy places the organism in Eukaryota, Metazoa, Chordata, Actinopteri, Syngnathiformes, Syngnathidae. The transcript has 5 exons.
UUGAACGGCUGAUGACAUCACCAGGAACUUCUGGUCCUUUCUAUUUGUCUCGACUCCGGUUUCAUCGACGUGUGUGGCCAUAUAAACAAACAUUCUACCAUUUGUUAGCCUUCAGACAGCAUCUCGAAGCAGUACUACAUUGCAAUGUGACGUUAUCCAGUUAGCUAAGGGUCUGACUGACACGUUCCGGGUCACUGUGUCCACCUGACGCGUGUGUGUCAGCAGAUGGCAAAUGAGGCGAGACCUUGCCCAUGUGAUAUCGGGGAUCGAAUGGAGUAUGGGGAACUCGGCCAGGAGGUCCAAAUCGAGCAUUUCAAAGCAUAUUUAGUGAAGCCAUCUACAGUGUCUGAGAAGGCCGUUAUUGUCAUCCAAGACAUAUUUGGGUGGCAGCUUCCCAACACCAGAUACAUGGCUGACAUGCUGGCUGCCAAUGGAUACACGGCCGUUUGUCCAGAUUUCUUUCUUGGAAAAGAACCGUGGAGCCCAUCACAGGACUCGUCCACAUUCAUGGCAUGGCUCGAAGACAAAAAGUCGACCAACAUCAAUAAAGAGGUGGAUGCUUUGCUGAGGCUCCUGGUGAAGCAAUGUGGGGCCAAACACAUAGGAGUGGUGGGCUUCUGCUGGGGAGGGGCUGCCACACAUCAUAUAGCCCUGCACUACCCCGAGGUGUCAGCCGGAGUGUCAUUCUACGGUAUGUCAUGUGUGCAGCAGCGACCGCCACUCUUAAACACUUCAGUCCUUGUUUGUCGCGGUUUCCUGAUUUGCUCACGUCCUGCAGGGAUCGUCCGAGAGGGAGAGGACAGAUAUGACCUGAAGAGUCCAACCUUGUUUAUCUUUGCAGAGAAUGACAAUAUCAUCCCGUUGGAUCAGGUGAGCGGUCUGGAAGCAAAGCUGGAGGAGAAAUGCACCGUGGAUUACCAAGUGAAGGUCUUUCCCGGACAGAGCCAUGGGUUCGCACACCGAAAGAGAGAGGACAUAAACCCCAUAGACGAACCCAGAAUUCAGGAGGCCAGAGCUGAUAUGAUCAACUGGCUGAACAAAUAUAUUUAAAUCACUGCAAAAGGUACUAUCAAGUAUGAGAGGGUGGCUGGAGCACAAUGAGGCCAAAUGUAGAGUGGGGCAGUGAUGUGACUUCAUUAUUUUUUCCAGGGAUUAAAAAGCAUCUCAGGCUGCGUCCACAUCUACAAACCAGCAUGGGGGGCCUUAUUUAUAAAUGAAAUAUUUUUGUAGUUCGAGCACAGACAGACAUCUGUUUACAAGCUUCUAAAUAAGGUUUAACAUGAUUAGAGCCCUCUAGACAUGAAAUAACACCCCUAAAGUCACCUUUACACUCCUGUUCCCCAGUAUAGUAGACACAAUAAGAGAAGAUAAGAUAUAAAUCUUAAGACUUGUUUGUGUAUGUUGCUGUAAAUGUGUUCUGUUGCUACGGGAGCUGAGGGGGGGUGGAAAGGAAGUGACGUCAGGGGCUCAGGUACAUUUUACAGCCGCAACAGUACUCUAUGUUAAGGAUUAUUGUGCUUUUUGCGAGACAAUUCAAACCUGUGAUAAAAGCCUGUUCUGGUGAUCAAGCCGGGUGCUUGUGUGUCACACUCAACAUUACAGUAACAUUACUGACACCUAGUGACCAGUGUACAAUACUACACAUCACAUCUUUGAAUGCCUUAUAUUUGUUUUGUACUUAAUUUGGCAAUUUUAAUGCUUGAAAAUGCUUAAUUUAGGCAAACAAUGUGUAAUAUUUGCUUAAAUGUGCAUAUUUAACUUGUAAUAGGCCGUAUUCAACCACAAAACAGCAAUGAUUUAUGAAUAUAUUUUACAAAAAACGAUAGUCAUUAAUGAGUCAUUAAUUUAGUGAAUAUCGUCCCUGGCCUCGUGCCUAAGACAAAUCUUAGCAUGUUUUAAUCUCGCAAGAUCUUGUAACACCCGGAUAUUAAGUAUUAAACUUACUUUAUGCAGAGUGAUGGCAUGAAAUACACCCAUAGCUGCUACAUAUUUCCACAGAUCAACAUUUUAAUGGAAAGUUUGAUACUGGAACAGCGUUUCGGUACCAAAUGAUAAAUAGCGGUAAGCGGUGCAGCUUUCGGUGCUCGGGAAGUGCCUACGAUCAGCAGCUCAAACAUGUUACCGCGUUCUAGACCACAGCCGAGCCUGCCGGUGUUCGGGGACGGUGGGUGUGGAGGUUUUAGUCCUCGCACUCUCCCGGGCUUCGGAUGUCAUCGAUCUUGAGGAUCAUCUUGACGACUUGGGUGGCCAGCAGGAUCUGCUGCUUUUUGCCGAUGAGGGUCUCGAUGACGUGCUGCUGCUUCAUGUCUGAGUGAAGUAGAAAGACGUUUUAGCGGUGAGGCGAGGGGAUAAUUUCACGCGGAUGCUCACCGUUGGUGCUGUUGUGCAGACAGUCGAUGCCCAGGUAGGGGUUGUUGUCUCGGACUUGUCUGGCUCUGACCUCUGUCAUGGUCUGGAUGGGAUUGAGGCCGCUAUUCUCAGCCAGCGCCAUUGGGAUGACCUCUAAGGCGUCUGCAAAUGACCUCAUUGCAUACUGCUCCAACGAAGGGCACUUGAAGUUCAAUGCAAGACAAAAAUUGAGUACUGAGGUUGCCAAUUAUUGCAUUUAAAAAAAAAAUGUAGGAACCGUUUUACCCUUUACCUUAUCUGCAGCCUGAUUGACAGCCAAAGCGCAAGAAAUCUCUGAGGCUCCUCCUCCAUAAACCACACGGUUGUCUCUCACCAGGUUGCGAAUUACGCACAGAGCAUCGUGGAGUGCACGCUUGGCCUCAUCGAUGAUCUAAUAAAGGCAGAUGGAGGCGCAGAAGUAAACCAAAAUAGUCCCGAGGGGGUCAGCGUGCAUCGAAUCAGAUUCAUUCUCCGUCUGACCAUCUUGUUGCCUCCACGUAUGAAGAUGGUCACAGCCCUGGUGUUCUUGCAGUCCUGGAUGACCAGCAUGUGGUCCUUUGUGGUGCCAAAGGAGAUCUCCUUCACUAAGCCGGCAGUGCCGAGCUUCUCUGGAGUCAGCUCACAGAACCUGGGCACAAUGCGCCCCCCUGUGGCGAUGGCGAUCAACUGCACAGGGAAAAUUAGUAAGUUGACUGAAUCCUGAAGACACAAUCAUGGCCUCAACCCGGGAUGCGCAUUUUUCAAUCAUUACGUCACAACCCAGUUUUAUUUUAUUUGUAUUUUUUUUACACGUUUAAGUCGUUUUUUUUAAUUGCCCUUCAUCUGUCAAAACAUUAAUAAAUUAAGUCCUAAAACAGGAAAUUCUUAAUUAUAAAAUAAGAUGAAAUGAGAUAAAUUGACAAAAUUAUGAGACAAACUGUGGGAUGUUAUUUCAUGUCUAGAGGGCUCUAAUGUAAAAAAAAAAACAUAUCUAGAAGGUUGGGAAAUUAUUUUUCUUUGCUCUGACUACAAAAAUAUUCCAUUUAUUAAUAAAUGCACUCAACAGUUGGACCGAAAACAGAUUAACUGCAAUAAACAUGACAGCGGCAACCUUGCGCAAAACAUACAAUCAGAAUGACUUCAAAUAAGACUGGAAAUAGUCCAUUGAGUCCAAGAAAUCACAGUAAAACAGAUGUGAUGGGACAAGCCAACAGGCCAUGGCUGGAAUGAGACGGUACUUUCCUUCAUAGUUUAUUAUAAAGAAGAUUCAUUUUGUCUUUUUGGUCGUCUUACAUUGAGGGUGGAGUUAUGUUCUGGUCUAUACUGUAUUAUUCUUAGCACAAGUCAACUUUGGCGACAAGCAUCUCACCUCAAUCUCAGGCCCUCCGACCCAGCGGACAGCGGGUAACUUGUUCUGCAGCAGCAGGUGGUUGGCUUCAUCAUCAAAGCCCCACUGGCAGAUAGCCAAGUUGGCGCCGUUGCUUUUGACCUAAAACAAGGCAAUCUGGAUGUAAACCACGUGGAAAGCUAGCAGCUAUGUUUUUGAACAACGAACCUGUUGGAUCAUCUCCUCAAACUUCUCCUUUUCAUAUUUCUGGAGGGCUUUGUAGUCCUCAACAGACGUGACGUCCAACUUGUGCUUGGUCUUGGGCUUCGGGGGCUCGAACGGGCAGGUGAGGAUUGCGAUUUUAACAUCUUUCAGAACCUGAGUUGCAGUAAAGAAGAGUCAGAAUUUGCCACGUUCUUCACGCUCAAUGUUCAUGUGAUGUUCUUACCUUUGGCAUCUGCGGGUGACUGAACUCUUUGUCGACGAUGACGCCCUUGAUGAGCUGCGUGUCCUCCAGCUUGCCUCCCACCUUGCCCUCCAUCUUGAUAAGCUCAAAGUCCACGUCUUUCCUCUCCAUGUCGGCCACGGUGAGGAUGGCGUUCACUGCAAUCUCUGCCAUCUGUCUGUGGCACCGGUUGAUGCUGAAAGCGGAAGGAAGGAAAGCUUAGCUAAAGCAACGUAAAAUCUAAAACAACCGUCAAUAAAUUGAUUGCGUGUGGUAGACUCACACUUUAGAGCCUAGCGUUGUCAUGGCGGUCUGAAUGAGCGGUUCCGUGUUGUUGGGAUCGCAGGGGAACGUUUCCCCGAUUUUGUCAAGCUGCUCGAUGGCGAUGCGGGCGGCUUGGUCGUAGCCGUCAGAGAUCCUGAUGGGGUGGAUUCCGCGGUCAAGGAGCUGCUCGGCCUGCUCAAGCAGAGCCCCUGCCAGCACUGACGAGACAAGAAAUAAAAAAAGAUAAAUUAAAAAAAAAAGAUAGGCUAUAUACUCUUCAUAUUUUACAUAUGAUAUUAUACUGUAGAUAUACUUACUUGAUAUUUAAUAUGCUAUAAAUACAAUUAAAAAUUACAUUAAAAGACACUCUAAAGCAGAUAUUCUCAACUGGCGGGUUGGGACCCAAAAGCUUAUCAAAAAUUAAAUUAAGUAUUACUAGUAUCAAUUAAUAAUACAAUUACAAAAAUGUAUACAAAUAAAAUUGUCUAAAAAAUAAAUUCAUACAUUAAUUUAUAUAUUUUAUUUUAGACAUAAGUUAGCUUCCUCAUCACUGAACAGCUACAAGUGAAAUAUCUGAUUGUGGUUUUAUUUAUUGCAAUUUUGCUAUGCAAUUGUAAUCUAUGCAUUAUUUGGAGAGCAGGGUGGCCCAUUAGGCAAUAUAGACCAACGCUCAAGACGCCAUGGCCGUCGGAGGGUGGCAAAAAUCACGUUCGAUCUAAUUAUGUGCACAAGAGAGUUGUGUAAUCCCUUGUUUUUUCGCGGUUAAUCAGUUCCAGACCCGACAGCGAGAAGUGAAUUCCCUCUGAGUAAGAUUCCUUAUUUAUAAAUGGAAUAUUUAACUAGCUAGAGGAUAUAAAAACGUGUUUAUGACCUUCUAAAUAGAGUCUUUGACAUUAUUAUAGCCCUCUAGACAUGAAAUAACACCCCUAUAGUCACCUUUACUUUCAUAUUACCCUGUAUGGUAGACAUUAAAUUGAAAACAAGCCAUUUAAGACAUAAUUUAGACCCCUAACCCAAGCAUUUAGAGAGUUCCUUGUUACUGUUACUUUCCCACUGGGAAACGUGGGUCCCAGGUUGAGACCAUUGCAGAACCCCUGCUCUAAAUGACUCAACGCAAUGUUUGAUUUUGUACCACCGACCAGAUAUUGCUGGUAUAGUUGCCUAUAUUGUUUAUAAAUGCCCACGUGUAUAAUUGCUAAUAUUAUCCCAAAUAUAUCCACACAAACACCUUGACCUGAUGGUGUCAGCCAAUUUUACAUUAAAAGUCACACACCUAGCUCUAGCUAUAAGCACCUAGCUCAUUUUCCUUUCACGUACCAACAACUCCAGUGGUUCCAUCACCAAUCUCAUCAUCUUGUGACUUGGACAGCUCCACCAUGAGUUUAGCAAUCUGAUGGUCCACAUCCAUCAUGCUGAGGAUCGUGGCUCCAUCGUUGGUGACAGUCACUUCUCCAUCUUUGUCAACCAUCAUCUUGUCAAGGCCUAGCCACGAGAAUUGAGAAUAUAAUAAAAGUGUUGAUUAUAAAAUGUAGCUGUUGGUUUAUUACACUUACCGUUAGGUCCCAAAGAAGUCCGAA